This is a messenger RNA of Paramacrobiotus metropolitanus, 795 nucleotides long. Its product is annotated as kelch-like protein 7. The record is from RefSeq and is a predicted model, not a curated record. NCBI's taxonomy places the organism in Eukaryota, Metazoa, Tardigrada, Eutardigrada, Parachela, Macrobiotidae. Gene Ontology annotation, molecular function: protein binding. The coding region runs from base 1 to 795 and encodes 264 amino acids. The transcript is spliced from 4 exons.
AUGACAGAAAUUAUGGCAGCUUGCAGCUCUUCGGCGUCUCGCAAACGGAGACGGUUGUCCGAAGAUACAUCUCUGUUCAAACUGGACGGCUCGGCAUUUUUCAUCGGACUACAGAAUGCUCGGCACAACUUUUGUGAUGUGUCGGUUUGUGGCACCAAGGGAAACCCCGCGCAACCAGCACCAUGGAUCCCCUGCCACCGCAACGUGCUAAUGGCGCGCAGCGGCUGGUUUCAACGCAUGCUGCGUUCACCGAUGAAGGAGUCGCAACAGGAUACCAUCCAAGUGCACAGUGUGCCCCAUGACAUCCUGGAGCAACUGAUUCGCUAUAUGUACUCGUUUGAGAUCUCCGUCGACGGUGGCAACGCCCUCUUCCUGCUGCAGGCCGCAGACUUUUUGGAGAUGGAGCAGAUUGUGGAAGUGUGCAAGCUGGUCCUGAAGGAGAACCUGGACACCAACAAUUGGCGGGCUAUCUACCGCGGGGCACAACACCUGUCCUGCACCGACGUAUUAAAGGAUUGCCGCGCCUUCGCGCUGGAGCAUUUCACGAGUAUCAGCCAGUCGGCGGAUUUUCUGGACUUGGAUGCCGCUGAAGUCAGUCAGCUGGUCGCGUCUGACGAACUGAAUGUGGAAAAGGAAGAACAAGUGGCCACGGCGGUUGCGCGUUGGCUAGCCCAUUCCUUCGAAGAGCGGCUACCGCAUGCGGUGGACAUCGUGGGGCGAAUUCGUGUGCCUUUGCUGACUUCUGACGAUAUUGCCACUCUUCCCGACACUCCCGCUGGUCAACACAGCCAGUGA